AUGAGUGCCAAGGAGUCAGAAAAUGGUGCUAAUCCCCAGUUUAAGGUUCCUUGUGAGCCUCCUAUACCUGCCACUCAUGUGCUGGUCCAGCAUUCGGUCCAGGUUCCGAGUAAGGACCAAGCCCCGAGAAACAGAGGACUGGUCUACCCAGGGUUUGUUCCGGCUUCCAGACCAAAGCCCCAGGAAGCCCUCCAUAGCCUUGCACCGAAUGUAGCCCAACCUGGACCAGGACUUGUAAACCAGGUCCAGGACUUGGAAAAGACUAUACCCUGCACAACACAAGCUGAAUCCUCAAAUUCAAAGGGGAUCCUAAACCAGACUCCAACUUGUUCUCAAGAUGGAGUCCCAAGCAAGGCCCAGGCCAAGACUGCAUUUAAAAGACCAAGCCAGUCCAGGCUCUUGUCUGGUCCAGUAACGCCAGACCAAAUUAAGGCCCUGAAGAAGCUUCAUCUUCAUGAUGUACUUCGUCUGAUACGAGAACACAGCCCAAAGGAAUCUGUCUUUCCUAUUGGCGAGUGCAUCAUUGAGUUCUUGGGGCAGAACAGCGUGAACCUCUUCCCAGCGAUCUACGCCAAGUGCAUUGUGGGUAACACAUCGACGCAGCCCGUGAUCUCUCCUCAUGAAGAGCAGAUUUCAAAGACCAUCUACUUGUGGACCAGAGAAAAGAAAAGAAAAAAUGUGAUGCAUUAUUUGAUGAGCGAACUUGGGCAAAGACUAGCUAGUCAGGAAGGCGUGGACCUCAGCCGAACUCUGACCUUCAGCCGACUUUUUGCAGCCAUCUGCAGAGAAUCAGAUUGGAUGGUGCGAGCCAGGGUCAUGUGUUAUGAUAUCAUCAGGGAAAGUCUACCCAAUGGAUAUCAUCUUCUACUGGCCAUGGCUGCUGUUUGGCCAAGCAUUCUGAGAAAGAAGGAUGGUGGAAUUCACCCCCUCAUUUCAACGAUGGAAAUCUUGUUCAUGCACCAACUUCAGACUGACGCCAAGAGCACUAAUGCCUUUACAAGAGAAACUGCAGAGAAGAUUAUUAAGUGUUUUGCCCAUCUGUGCCAUUGGAAUCCCAUGGCCUCGGAGUCGAAGGGAGAUGCCCAUGCUCAUUGGCUGAUAGGCUUGCUAAAGGAUCCUGACAUAGCAACGUUCCAACAAAAUAAAACACAGAUCCUUCUGGGUAACAAGUGCUUUGAAACGAUUAAGGCUGUCGAGCUUCUAGCCUCUUCUCAAGGCUGGGAAUGGACUAAUAAUAAGCUCAUCAUCGGACAGCUUUGGCCCGUUUUGAAAGACUGGAGCAAGAGUCUAACCAAGGGCACUGCUGAGAAGAAAGAGGAUGGAACUCCUGGGGAUGGAAGUCUGGCAGGAAAAUCGAGCACCUCGUUGGCUACUGCUUGUGCAGUGAUGAAGGUUAUUGGCAACGUUGGACAGAUUGGGCUUGUACUGAAUGUUCAGUCUGUUGAGCAGCUCAUGAAAAUGCUAAUAGCGGUAUUACAGCAGCCAUCUCAAAGCAUUCCAUGGCCCAUGCAGCUCUACACUGCUCAAUCAAUCUACGACCUGUCGCCUAGCAACCAGGAAGUGGCCUCCCAAGUGCUUCGCCAGUGGGUCGCCAAGGCCGUCAAUGCUGUCCCAGAGAAACUGGCAGAAGGGAUCAACAACCUCGGUAGAAAACUGGAGAGCCCGGACGAUACCAAUCAGCCAGAGGUUGUCAAAGAUAAAGUUUAUGAAGAGACUAAAUGAUUAGUUUGCAUGUUAUGUGGAAAGAAAAAGUUAAAACUAAACAACAACAAAAAAAAGGUUAAUCGUUGAUGUGAGGCAGUAAACAGAAUUCAAGCUAUGAACAGUUCAGAAAUGUCGUGGUACUUAUUGACCCAUUGUGAGGUAUGUUUAUUUACAAUGUAACGAUGUAUCGUCUAUACAGUAGGUUUACGGUUGCACCAUGUGAGAGAAAGGGGAGGAUUGGGGAGUCCUGAAAAAGACUGUCGGUAAUCUUUCUUUCUUGAGUGUGUGUGUAGUCCUGAAAAGGACUGUUGGCUAAUCUUUCUUGAGCUUAUAGUUCUAAAGAGAAAUAUAGCGCCGGUUAGAGAGGAUGGGUUGUAGGAGGGGCUCGAACAGGUUGAAUAUUCGUUGUCAGGAGUGUAUCAUCUGUUCAGAUUCAGAAGGGCGUUGUCCCAUAUGCUUUAACGCAGAUUAAAGGCUCUUAAAAGUGAAGAUGUGCAACAUAUUUUAUUUAGUUUAAGGUUGGGACUUUAGAAAUACCUAAUAGUAUAUUAUUAUCAGAUCCGUCCCAAGUUUUUUAUUUUGCUUCUUUUUUUUAUAAGAACUAUGCUUAAGUGAUUAGCCUUUGAUAUCUAUAAGAUUGUAGUGUUUUAUUCAUUUCUAAUAUAAAUGCCAGAUAACUUACUUUAUCCCAUUUAAAUUGGGAUGUAAUGGAAUAAAGAUUAUUUUACUUGUUGAUUCAGAAUAAGCAAUAUUGGUAUUGCACCCAGAUGUGAAUUAUAGUUAUAAAUUAUAUCACUCAACCUAUGGGUUGUCUUGUCUAUAGCGACCGUCCAAGGGAAACACAUAAAGUGGUCUUUGUAGACAGGUUCCUUUAGUACAUGUUUCAAUGCGAAACCAUUUUCAACGCAAACAAAAGAUGUGGUCUUUGUAGACAGGUUGUCACUAAAGCAGGUUUGAAUGCUUUAGUCACAAAGUACCAGUAUUCUGUAGAAAAAAUGAUAAUACAGAGAAAUGGGCUUUUUUUUAUAGUGGCCAUCUGUAUAGAAAGAUCACUUGUCCAUAAAGACCACAUAAUACUGAUGUCGCUACCCUAGGUACAUAAAAACAUAAUGUAUGUUUGAAA
Strongylocentrotus purpuratus (purple sea urchin) is the source of this 2827-nucleotide messenger RNA. RefSeq names its product little elongation complex subunit 1. The transcript is spliced from 10 exons. The record is from RefSeq and is a predicted model, not a curated record. NCBI's taxonomy places the organism in Eukaryota, Metazoa, Echinodermata, Echinoidea, Camarodonta, Strongylocentrotidae. Bases 1 to 1722 code for a protein of 573 amino acids.